Molecule: messenger RNA, 133 nt
Organism: Racocetra fulgida
Lineage: Eukaryota; Fungi; Glomeromycota; Glomeromycetes; Diversisporales; Gigasporaceae
Source: the annotation of a GenBank genome assembly
CUUCGAUCACUUUCUUAUCUUGAUUAUCUGUAUCCUAAAGCAAAUAUGGUUAAAAAACGAACAUUAGCGUGUAAAAAGGCUGGUAAAUAUAAGCCUAUUAAAACCAAGCCCAUUGGCCAACAACGCAAUAAAG